Molecule: messenger RNA, 2472 nt
Organism: Phytomonas sp. Hart1
Lineage: Eukaryota; Euglenozoa; Kinetoplastea; Trypanosomatida; Trypanosomatidae
Source: the annotation of a GenBank genome assembly
ACAAAAUUGUAAUGUCAGAGCACACAUACUUAGGGUGCCGACUUUAAGCUUAUUAUGUGUUUAUGGGGAAUAAUCUAAACCAAGAAAAGUUAAGUUCUACAAGAUUCUAAGAGUCUUUAGGCUGUAGGGGGCAUGCCUUAGUCUACCAUUUGCAUAUAUAUGAGGUUUAGGGUAGGACAGAUUCUGCGCUGAUUGUGUAUAAAAAUUGGAUACAAUAUGGAACUAUAAGAGGGCUUUUGCAGCAAACCAAUACGGCUUCGGGAAAUAGAACUGAUAUAUGAAAUGCUGUAAUAGGUGUUAAGGAAUGACCGAGAAUAAACUCGACGAAGGGUGCCUUCAAUGGAUUUUGACUAAGGCUCAAACAGGCAAAAAAUCGUGUUAAGUCACACCAAGAUUAUACCACGUGCGACCUAGAGGAUGCCAGAAAUUCCUUCGUAAUGCUAGAAAAUACCAGUAAGUGCCAUAAUCUCCUUAGAAACUGUGCAGUUUGUAUACUCUAUAGUGUGUGUGGUGAGAAAGAGAGAGUAUAGUGUUGUAGCCUAAGCGCAGUGAGGUAAUACGGCAGAUGAGUACCCCGCUUAUGUUGUCACCUACCAUUUUCAUUGACAUCUGUACACUAUUUUUUUCUGUUCAGAUUCCUUAUGUUCUGCUUUCACCAGAAAUGAUUAAAUGAGAUUUGAACAAUUAGUGCAGUCAAUUCAAAAGAUAUUCGGAGCUUUUCACGUAUUUAGAUCAAAGGAUCAUGUAGAAAGUCAUUACUUUUUGUAUGAUUUGCUUGAUAUUACAGUCAUUGUGAGAUAGCAUGUGUUUCUGUGUGAAGCUUGAACUUAUUUUACCGAAUAAUAAUGGCAAUAUUUAUAUGUAAUCAUGAGGAAAAUGGAUCUUCUUUAUUGAUUUUCCCUUUUCCAAAAUUGCAGCACUUUUUUUUUUUAUCACUUACAUAAUUUCAUCUCAUUACCCCUUAUAGGGAGAACUUGUGGUAUUCCACAUUUUAUUUCUGUUGGUAAUGUUUACAUGAUUUUUAAAAAAUUAAUCUUACGUAUAAUCAAUACCAUCUAAAAAAUUUCUCCAAACCGAUCCCGCUUGGAAAAGUAGACAAUAAGUUUGAACAAGGCGGUUCUGUGGUGAGGCGUCCAAUAUCACACCUUCUAGAGAUUUAUUAUAUUUCUUUAAAUUAGGAAAAAUCAAAAGCUACGCAUGUCCAUGAAGCACCCUAUCCUUGGCCUUCCUCAUGUUACAAUGGGAGGCCGAGAACCAUUAGUGAUUGUAACGGCUGUGACAGUUGGGUUAAUAGGCACGUUAUGGGUCUACUGGAGGAAGAGCCGUCAGGUGGAUCAUAGUGGUGGUGUGGGGGGUCGCAGCAUCCGGCAUGGGGUUUUGGGCUUUCCAGCUCAGGAGGAUCCCCAUCACGCGAUGCAGGUCGUUUUGGAUACAAUUCGUCGAGGAAAGAUCGGCACGGUCGGCGAGCUUGUUAACUUCCUUCGCGGUCCGGCUGAUGAGACUUUUGGAGGGCGGAAGCACCCUAACGCCUACUGUAUUCGAGCCCCCGAUGCUUUUUUCCACUUUCUGCAGGAAAGUUACCUUCCCGCGACGCGGGAUGUGGAUUUAAUUACUCCGGAUGCCGCCGCUGUGGCCAUUUCGAAGGAUCGAAGGUCCUCACCAGUGGUGGAGCGGCAUCUGAUGCGGCAGCUUCUUUCGGGAGAUAUGAGCCUGCGGCGUUUGGCGAUCGAGCGCGGGACGCCCUUUGACAACCACAACCAUCACCACCUCAACCUUCUCCAGCAGCUGUGGGUUGCGAUUGGAAGGCCGCUCUCGACCUACAAACGCACCGGUGCGCACUGGCAGGACCUCGGCUUUCAAGGCGAGGACCCCACCACGGAUCUGCGCGGCGGUGGCGUCCUUGCUCUUCGGCAGUUAGUUCACUUCGCGAAGCGCCAUCCCGCCAGGAUUCGUGAGAUGAUGGCGUACAACAAGGCCAUCCAUGAGGAUGAGGGCGUAAGCUGGUAUCUGAUCGCCGUUGUGAGUAUUCAGUUUACGGCGCUGCUCCUCCUGGAGUGUGAUUGCCGCUUUUAUAUUCCACAUCUUGAGGUGUUGUAUGAUACCAUAAAACUCACCGGGCAGACUGGGAAAGACGGGAUGGAAGAGGGGGAUUCAUCAGCAGUUGUCGGGGACUCCUCUGGGGAGGUGAAGCUGGUUUCAAGGCGAUCCCUUGCGGGAAGCCCGCGUUAUCGGAAUACUUCACUUCGAAAUAUUUACUCGCCUGAUAUUUGCAAACUGUGGUCUUCAGAAUCGCCUAGCGACGCAGAAGCGGGGCUGUUCCUGCUGCACGAGUCCCUUUUGUUGCUUUUUAAGGAAUGCUGGGAGCGUGAUAGGCCGCACGUGAUGUCGUACAACACGUAUUUGGAGAGUGUAGUGUUUCCUAUUUUUUUUUCGAAAAGCUGGACACCACAGGCUGUUCUGGGAGUUGGCUGA